AUGGUUGUAUUCAAUACCAGUCCGCUCGACGACACCGACCUUGUCAAUUGGAACAUGCUCGGCUUCAGGACAAUAUGUGGACGUCUCCAGCCUAGGCUAUGGCAAUUGUCGCCUUUGCGCGCAGUCCACACAGCAUCGGAUCCCACGGUCUCUCCAGCUCUGUUGACCAGAGCUCGCCUACUCGCCGCUGAACACACCAAACUCUCAGAUCGACUAGGGGAAUCAUUUGAUUCCAAAAUCGCAAAGAGAGCGGGGGAAUUGGCGCCAAUCGCCGAUGUUUUGAAGGAAUGGGUCACCGCCAAUGAGUCAAUCAGCGAGCUCAAGUCCCUACUCGAAGACCCUGACACCGACGCCGAGCUACGGUCUCUGGCGAUCGAGGACCUCGAAAGCAGUCAUGGUACCUUACCAGCAAUCUCGGACCGACUUAAGAAGUCGCUGAUUCCCCGACACCCAUUUGCGAACAUGCCUUGUCUGCUUGAAAUUAGACCUGGUGCAGGUGGAGAUGAAGCUGGCCUGUUUGCCUCCGAGAUGCUUCGGAUGUAUAUGGCAUUAUGUUCCCGCAGAGGGCUCCGACCAACCAUUCUGAAGCAGGACACCGAAGUUGGCGCAUCAGAUGACCGUCUUACCGAAGCAGUGCUCGAAGUUGAAGCAGACGGGGCGUAUGAUAUCCUGCGAACCGAAUCCGGAGUCCAUCGCGUGCAGAGAGUCCCCGCAACCGAGACCAAGGGCCGCACCCAUACCAGCGCUGUCAGCGUGAUGGUCCUGCCGAGCUUUUCGGAGACUGCCAGUGAGAUGGACAAUGCCUUGAACUUCGAAGACCCGUCUAGUGAUUAUUACAUCGAUCCUCAAGAGGUGAGGGUAGAAAAAAUGAGGGCUGGAGGUGCUGGCGGGCAACACGUGAACAAAACGGAGUCCGCUAUCCGACUGACGCAUAUCCCUACAAACACGGUUGUUUCCAUGCAGGACGAGCGGUCUCAGCAGGCCAAUCGUAGAAAAGCGUGGCAGAUUCUGCGAGCAAAGAUCGCCGAAGCCCGCCAAGAAGCCAGAGAACAGGAGCUCGUGCAGCUUAGACGAGGUAUUCUCGGUGGUGUUGCCAAAAUGGGCCGGGGUGACAAGAUCCGGACCUAUAAUUUUGGCCAAAGUCGCUGCACCGACCAUCGCACCGGCGUUACCAUCCACAACCUGGACAGUGUGAUGGACGGGGGUGAUGGGCUGGACACUGUGAUGGAGAGCGUGCGAGUCUGGAUGGAUAACAGCGAAGUUGAAGCCAUGAUCGCCGAGGAUAUGGCAAAACAAACCGAUGUAAAAUAG
This is a messenger RNA of Penicillium salamii, 1311 nucleotides long. The record is from the annotation of a GenBank genome assembly. NCBI's taxonomy places the organism in Eukaryota, Fungi, Ascomycota, Eurotiomycetes, Eurotiales, Aspergillaceae.